AUGCCGUCGGCACCGUCGUGGUUGUUAAACUCGGGAUCGCAGACCAGCCACUCUGCGCCAAAGACACCGACCAUCAAGAAAGAGCCCGGAACAGAGGAGUCGCCUCGUGUACUUGCACAAGUCGAACCGACGCCCAAGAGCGCCAAACGGAAGGCAAGAAGCGAAAGCCCCUCGGACUCUGACCGAUCCAACGAUGGAAAGAGUAAGAAGAAGAGAACCGAGCGCCGGAACAAGUUCAAGACCAGUGAGGUAUGGCAGUACCUCGUGAGCGUGAGCUCCGAUACCCUUGACGAGCCCUAUGGCAGCUUGACAAAAACAAGGUACAUGCGCAACAUCGUGGCACUUCCGCGCAAGCGUGAGUUGCCGGCGGUAUGGGCAACUCGAUUGGCUUCUGAAAAACCAAGCAGCGAAGUCUUGCAGUUGCUCAUUGCCUACCUCGUUGGUGACGACCCCGGCGGUUUUCUUUGCGGCCUCAAUGGGCCCGAUUGUGCAGGAAAGUGGCGAAUCACCGGGCCCGCCAUGGCAACAUUCCUGGAUGAUAAGGAAGCAAUCCACAAAGCUUGCGCAUUCCCCAAGUGCGUCUUCUGCCCGGAGCUUGAAGAUUCCAACAGCACUUCAGGUAAAAGGAAGUGUUGCAAUACGGUAUACCGUGACUCUGAUGACCCUUCAAUGCCCGAGGUUUGGUUGCCGCCCACUCCCGCUCCUGCCCCCGACCCCGUUCCCACUCCGGUUUCAACUCCGGUGCAUACUCCGGCUCCCACUUCGACUGUUAAUCCGACACCUACUCCCGCGCCCUCGGCACAAGCAGCAACGGCACUCCCGGCAAGCCUCAAUCCAGAGACCCCAAGCCAUCAACUUCACCACGAAGCACAAGCGCAGGAGGGAAAUGUGUAUCUCGCCAGCCUCUGGGAGCAGCGAAACGAGGCAAUGUACCUCUCCGGACCCCUCAACGUCUCAACCAGCUACGCCCACUCAGCCGGUUGGCUUCACCAGCGCGAGGGCCAAGUUCUUCCCAUCGGCGCCGACAGCGGCGCAACUCUGCAGAUCCUCGACUUGGAAAACAAAGGCGCCACCGUUCCGCUCCCAAGCGACUCCCACAAUCUCUUAUGCAUAGUCUUUGAGGGCACCGUGGAGGUCAUCCUGCAAGAUACUCCCGUCUUCACCCUCUCGCGUGGAGGCCAGUGGAGUGUGGGUGUCGGGAAGGAGUGCAGAGUUCGAAACCCGCGUAUCGGAACGAAGGCCAUUUUGUACAACAUUGGAGCACCGGUUAGGCAGAACGACGAGUGAACUUGGCGACUAAUUGGGAAGAAAGAGACGACUUGCGUGGGAAGCAUUUGUGAGAAGGAAAUGGCUGGAUGGUUUCUGGGCAAACAUGGAGUACUGGCGCUUUGUGGUUGCGAUACCCCUUACUUUGAUUGCUUGGCUGAAUGGGAACUACCCGUUCUUGUGUUGGCUUUGCUGGGCGGAGGUAAAUAGGAAUAAAAUACGUCUUGCGAUCAUGACGAGACAGGGUCAUCGUUCACGCAGGCCACGGUUGUGGAAUGAGUCCUGUAUAGAAGUUGUGAGGAUAGAUGACCAUGAUGAGAAUUCAAAACUUGAAAAGCAACGGCUUGC
Neurospora hispaniola is the source of this 1614-nucleotide messenger RNA. RefSeq lists its product as uncharacterized. NCBI's taxonomy places the organism in Eukaryota, Fungi, Ascomycota, Sordariomycetes, Sordariales, Sordariaceae. The transcript is spliced from 2 exons. Bases 1 to 1287 code for a protein of 428 amino acids. The record is from RefSeq and is a predicted model, not a curated record.